Patiria miniata (bat star) is the source of this 1011-nucleotide messenger RNA. It is a transcript of the gene mrpl49, whose product is annotated as 39S ribosomal protein L49, mitochondrial-like. NCBI's taxonomy places the organism in Eukaryota, Metazoa, Echinodermata, Asteroidea, Valvatida, Asterinidae. Gene Ontology annotation, molecular function: structural constituent of ribosome. The record is from RefSeq and is a predicted model, not a curated record. The coding region runs from base 24 to 623 and encodes 199 amino acids. Gene Ontology annotation, biological process: translation. The transcript has 4 exons. Gene Ontology annotation, cellular component: ribosome; mitochondrial large ribosomal subunit.
GCGAAGUCCGAAAACUUUUAAAGAUGGCGCUCUCCACGAGGUCAACGGUGCUCUCGUUUUUAAUCAUCAAAAACUCCAUAAAAUUGCGAACGGUUUCGAGUACUGCACGUCCUUGUAUCCACUCCCUCCUAAAAAGGAGCAUCUCUACAAGCUGUCCCAGACUGGACUCCUUUCCGCCAAAUUUUUACCACCCGAAGGACUUGGUAAGGGAGGAAGAUGCAAGAACAGAGUAUAUUGAGUCCAAAGAAGACUUCAAAUAUGUGGAGAGGUUGAUUCCAUCAUUAGAGCCCCCUACUCCCCCGGCUCACGAGAAAUACCCUACACCCUCAGGCUGGGCUCCACCCAAAGGAGCUGUUCCAGGCACACCGUACACAGUGCGAAGGACGCGAUAUCACAGCAUACCAGUCUACCUGAAACUGAAGUUUGGCAACACCCAACAGCUGACUGUCAUCAAGAAUAUAGAGGGCGAUAUAUGGGCUUUGGCAGAGGAGCUCAAGACACACCUUGAAAGGUUAGAAGGCUGUACCCUGCCCAUGAGAGUGAGUGAGUUUGGCCGAUGGGUGCACUUUAAGGGCAUGUUCCGGGACGAGGUCAAGCAGUGGCUUGUGGAGAAGGGAUUCUGAGAAGAGAGAGACUGGAGACUAUGCAAUGGUGGACAAGCUUGCAAGCAUGGCCCCUGAUUGCUGUCACUACCUUGUUCAUUACAGCCAUCUUGGUCUGGUUCCCAGACUGCAAGACAUUGCCUAAGAACUGAUUUUCAGCCUAAAUCUCAUCUUUGAGCGUCUGUUCUGGCUGUGAUCUCUGAAGUAGAACAAGACAGGGGUAGAUAUUGAGUUGCCGAAAAAAGGGAGGCAAGAUUGAAUACAAGCCAGGCCUGAUACAAGCACAUAUGCACAGGUAGUUCUGCAGACUACACAUGUCUGCCCAAAACUCUACCCUUAUGUAACUGUCGAAAUUGCAAGUGGUGUCUAGAAAAACCUUCACAUUGUCCACAUUUUGCAAUUCUUGUGG